ACGGCGGCCCCCUCCUUCGGGCGGCGGGGUGGCUCUGCCCCGCCGAGCUUCCCGGGAUGCGGGCCCCCGGCGCGGGCCCCCGCCGAGCCCCAGGUCGUUGAGGGGCCGGGCGAGGCGCGGAGAUGGGGGUGCGCGAAUGCCCUGCCCGGCUGCUUCUGCUGUCCUUGCUGCUGCUUCCUCUGGGCCUCCCAGUCCUGGGCGCCCCCCCACACCUCAUCUGUGACAGCCGAGUCCUGGAGAGGUACAUCCUGGAGGCCAGGGAGGCCGAAAAUGCCACGGUGGGCUGUGCUGAGGGCUGCAGUUUCAGCGAGAACAUCACUGUCCCAGACACCAAGGUUAACUUCUAUGCCUGGAAGAGGAUGGAGGUCCAGCAGCAGGCUGUGGAAGUCUGGCAGGGCCUGGCCCUGCUCUCAGAAGCCAUCCUGCAGGGCCAGGCCCUGUUGGCCAACUCGUCUCAGCCAUCCGAGGCCCUGCAGCUGCACGUGGACAAAGCUGUUAGCGGCCUGCGAAGCCUCACCUCCCUGCUUCGGGCACUGGGAGCCCAGAAGGGAGCCGUCCCCCUUCCAGACGCAGCCUCCUCUGCAGCCCCGCUCCGAACAUUCACUGUUGAUACUUUGUGCAAACUUUUCCGAAUCUACUCCAAUUUCCUGCGGGGAAAGCUGACGCUAUACACAGGGGAGGCCUGCAGGAGAGGGGACAGGUGACCCGGUGCUCCCACCCCGGGCACGUCCACCACCUUGCUCACCACCACUGCCUGUGCCACGCCUUCUGCACCUCCACUCCCAACCCCUGUCGAUGGGCCAUCAGCUCAGUGCCAGACUGUCCCACGGACACUCCAGGGCCAGCGGUGAUAUUUCAGGGGCUGGAGGAACUGUUCAGAGCUCAACUCAGAUCUAAGGAUGAUGUCACAGGGCCAGCCUGAGUCUCCAAAGCAGGAGGAAUUCAGAGAGUUCAACUUAAACUUGGGGACAGCGCCAUGCUGGGGAGACACUGAUACUCAUCUCAGUGCCUUGCAGAACCGUGAUGCUGCGUGAUGCUGGGACAAGCUGGAGGGCAAAUAAUUCCUUUCGCACCUAGCAAGCAGGGACAGGACGGACUGGAGAAUUUAGGGGGCAAGCCAUGAAUUCUCCAGGUCUCAUGGGGACUCCGUGACAGCAGAGCCCGCUGGAUAAGGAGGGUGGUGGGAGCCGUGAAGAUGGGAUGGGGGCUGGCUCCUGGCUCUCACUGGGUCCAAGUCUUGUGUAUUUUUCAAUCUCACUGGCAAGAACUGAAACC
Molecule: messenger RNA, 1275 nt
Organism: Delphinapterus leucas (beluga whale)
Lineage: Eukaryota; Metazoa; Chordata; Mammalia; Artiodactyla; Monodontidae
Source: RefSeq, a predicted model, not a curated record